AUGUCGGGUCGACGCCGCGCCGGAGAAGGUCAAGGCGCUUCGCCGGUCAUUCGCGUCGACGAUCUGGAGCGGCGCUUCAGGCGGUGGAGGCGGCGGGUGGCGCUAUCGUCGUGCCGAUCUUCGCUUUUUCCCGGCGGGCGGCGGUUUUACCGCGAUAUCGACGGGCAUGAACUGCGGCGAUGCAGCCUGCGUAACCUCAGCGCUCCAGCAGGCGCGGCAUCGCCCGACGAAGUUGCAGGGCGGUGGCGGUUGUCGAGUUGGUCGCGCAGGAUGCCGUUCCGGGCAUCCUUGACCGCCUAUCGAGCCCGGCAGCGCGAAGAUAUAGGUGCCGCGCGCGACACCAGGUUGCAGGCCCGCGACUGGAUGGUCGAGGUGCUGGAUUGUCUGGAAGCUGAGCCAGCCGGGAAGAGUUCGCCGAAGCCCGGAUUAUCUUGGUCGCGACUCGCUCGACGGCCUCGGGGAUGCAGUCGAUGCUCUCAUCAUCGAUCCAGCGUGAAGCUGCGCGGACGAUAUGAUCAACAUCGUCGCGCAGGAUGGCGCGCGCUCCAGCCGAUUCGUGCCUGGCCUCGGUCAGAAGGCCGUAGCGUGUCGCCUGAACGGUCCUCCGCCAGCGAGCGCGUGUCGGAGACGGUCAGGACCGCGAUGCGGACGGGGGUGAAAUUGGCGAGCGGUAUCCGAUCGGCAUGGCGGUGGAACGUCCGCGGCGGGUUUUUGGGCGGGUGGGGCGGGCCUUCGACUUCGCUCAGCGCGAACGGAGGUGUAGGUUGCUUAUGGCGCGAAGCCGGUUCUGCGUCCAACCGCAGCGUGGGCAUGGACUUCACGACUUCGCUCAGCGCGAACGGAGGUUCAGCCGCUUAUUCUUGGGUCUGCAUACUUCCGCCACCGUUCGCCCUGAGCGAAGUCGAAGGCCAAGGGAAUCCCUCCCGGCCCGUAUCCGAUCAAUUCGCUUGGGCAGCGCCGUAUUCGACUGCGGGUCGACCGUCGCAUUCAGUGCGAUCGUCGUCCCGCGACGCUCGCCUGCGUAACAUUAAAGCGCUGCAGCCGCACCGCCGACGCCCCGGCAAUCCAGGGAAAGCGCGCCCAUAG
Molecule: messenger RNA, 1086 nt
Organism: Acanthosepion pharaonis
Lineage: Eukaryota; Metazoa; Mollusca; Cephalopoda; Sepiida; Sepiidae
Source: the annotation of a GenBank genome assembly